Molecule: messenger RNA, 948 nt
Organism: Linnemannia hyalina
Lineage: Eukaryota; Fungi; Mortierellomycota; Mortierellomycetes; Mortierellales; Mortierellaceae
Source: the annotation of a GenBank genome assembly
AUGCUCGCCCCUCUGGAUCCUCCCGCAAGCGGCAGCACCACACCAGGAUGUAGCAGAGAAGCCCUCACCUCCAGCGGGGCAGCACAAGGACCAAUCACUGCAGCGUCACCACAAUACAUCGACGGAACCAUUGUUACGCCUCAUAUCGGUGCAGAAUCUCCGUACUGGACACCGACAACACCUUCUCGUAGCCCUCACGUCCAGUCGUCCGGGUAUUCCCCGUCCGUCAGCAACCUCCAGGCUUACUCGCCAACCCCGGCCUCAAGUUAUGUUCCACCACCGUCCCCCACACCCAGUCAGAGAGGCGCAUACCCAGUACCAGAAGGACACUACUACAACAACAGCGCAGCCAUAUACCCUUCCUCCACCGACGGCAUUUCUCGACAGUACAUAUACCAGCAGGAUCCUUACCAGCAAUCAUAUCUGCACCACCAGCAAGUAUACCCAGAACCAGUCGUCCGCGCCUACCCGAACCCCGCACUGGUCGACAACCCCAUCACCCCCACCACCGCCAUGAAGCCCACCAAGCCAGCCCUCGUAUCAACCAAGAAACCAAAAUCCACCGGUCGUCGGAAAAAGAUCAUCUGGGCCAUGGCUAUCAUCACCAUCGUCCUUCUCGCAGUAGUCAUCUACCUCGUCGUCUCCAUGAAGAAGAACAAGGACUCAUCAUCAUCAUCAUCAGGAGGAUCCUCAACCUCAGGAGGCCGCGUCCAAGCCCCACCGAUUCCGCCAUACCCCUCCGAAAAGGGCCACUGCCCAACCUUCUUCUGCCACAACUACUUUUUUAACACAUGCGAGGGCGAAUGUAAGAAGGAUAGCGUCUACCAGACCUGCAAGGAUGGAUGCAAGGGCGAGUUCUUUUGUAUCAAUGAUUGCGAGAAGGGGGAGACGUGUUUUGAUGAUUGUACGACGAACCUUGGCCGCUGUAAUAGUUAUUGCUUCAGGUAG